CAGGUUUCGAUGAGCAUUCUCAUGUAAAUGCAAAAAAGUCUUAAAGCCUAGAAGCACAGGCGUCAGUCCAGGAUGGGGAGAUCAUUGCGGCGUGCAAAGAAGUUUCGUCCCAAGCUCACUGUCAAGGGAAAGAAAAAGCCGCGUACAAAGGCCAAGAUUCCCCUCGAAAUUACAGCACAUCGACCUGGCAUGGCUGCAAAGCUGGGGGCCGAGCCAAAUUGGGAUCGAGAGAAGCCUCUCACAUCCAACUAUGCUAGCAACAAGGUCCUCCAAGACCCCAACGCAGGCUUUGGCAGGAAUGCCAAGCCGGACAUCAUCCAGGAUGAUGAGGAGAUAGACAAUGAGGCAGAGAGCGAUGAUGAUCUGAGGGCGCUUGAGGGCAAAUGCCGAAGGAGCGGCCCAGCUCCCCUGCAGAAGCUCACAACAAACCAGCGGCAGAUCAUGGAGCGCUUGAAAGAAGCACACGGGGAUGAUCUGCAGGCCAUGGCGCGGGACAAGAAGCUGAAUCGAAUGCUUCUAACGGAGGGGAAGUUGCGGAAAAUGAUUGCAGCCUAUGAGACAGUUGGGGACAGGGGUCGGUGUGGGUUCAGGGUGCCCAACAAGCGACUCUGGUGAUCACAUUGGCCCUUAGUCUCAGGAAACGCCCAGGAUUUAUGUGCUUGCAUGUGCUUCACGAGCUGCAUCAUUUGAGAUGGCAGAUGAGCUCACCUGUGCUUUUCAAGGUGUUGAAGAAGUGUGGCAGCAGUGUCAGGUCAAGACAUGCAAGAACGCAUGUGGAAGAUAGAUUAGGAUCAAUGACAAGAUAAUGCUCAUUUGUUGGCAUGACAGCGACGGCUUUUGACAUGUGAGUUGCCAACACAGCAGCUUCAGAGCAUGUAACCCUGCUUAUUUGU
Messenger RNA from Coccomyxa subellipsoidea C-169, 893 nucleotides. RefSeq lists its product as hypothetical. NCBI's taxonomy places the organism in Eukaryota, Viridiplantae, Chlorophyta, Trebouxiophyceae, Coccomyxaceae. The transcript has 5 exons. Gene Ontology annotation, cellular component: nucleolus. Gene Ontology annotation, biological process: ribosomal large subunit biogenesis. The record is from RefSeq and is a predicted model, not a curated record. The coding region runs from base 73 to 615 and encodes 180 amino acids.